Molecule: messenger RNA, 1615 nt
Organism: Cantharellus anzutake
Lineage: Eukaryota; Fungi; Basidiomycota; Agaricomycetes; Cantharellales; Hydnaceae
Exons: 6
Coding region: 176-1306 (376 amino acids)
Source: RefSeq, a predicted model, not a curated record
CCAGACUUCAAUUCCUUAAAUUCCAAGUUCUGCUUUCGUCAUCGCCGGUCGCUAAGGUUAAGAACAGGCUCAGCAUUCCCAAUGAGAACUUGAAAUCUGACUCCGAACGCACUUAAACAAGACAGAACUACUACCACCACCACCACCACCGAAUCUAUCGUUCUAUCGUUCCCCGAUGCCAAAACGACCUGGACUCGAUGAUGGCGCAUCAGAGGAUGCUUUGAUGGAACAAGCCCUCCAUGCCAUUUCCAACAAACAGUCCGCCGAAGCAGUCAUCCUUGGUUUGGCGAAAAAAUUCGAUCUCGACCUGGCUGCUUUGUUCUUCUCGAAUAUGAAUUACCGUCAGAUGGCACCUCUCGUCAAUCUGGACCCUUCCCAGGGGCUGCUCGACGCACCGCACUUCGAACUUUACCGAUCGCGGAUCCCUACAACUCUCUUUCGGGACAUUAUUCCCGACAUUUACAAAAUGUUGCUUGAAUAUGGCCCUAUGGAUUUUCAUGACACCCUGGAGGCGAGAUCACGGUUUCUUUCACCGAUCUUCAAUUGCCUUGUGCCAUGUUUUGGAUCACACAUACGUAACACACCGGGAACGCUGCUAGGAGGAAGAUGGACGACCAAAGGGAGAGCCGAAUACCAAUUUAUUGUCCUUGGCAUCGUUUCCAUCCUUUUCGUCCAGUUCAAGCCAGACACGGGAAGUGCCGUUGAGCGCUUCAACGCGAUCGCGCAGUUGAUUGCCGAAUGUGACGCUGGCGAUUUUGCUAAUCAGCGUAACGAUUUACAGGACCCUAUCUAUGGCAUCUUGUGUGAUGGGGAAACAUUCGAAUUCUUCAUGUUCUCUCCCAACACCGAAUCUUCCGAUCGACCUUCAUUCUUCUAUGGCUCACUCAACACCCCGACUGGGCGGGAAUUCCGAAUGUCAUUGCCGAGAUUUGAUGGAAUGUUUAGCUCCAUAGGCUUCAUGAGGGUCCUCCGCCCCAUUUGCGAAGUCAUCUUUGAUCUCUUCCUCAAGUCAUAUAUCGAAUGUUUGACACAGCACUACAAUAUUUCAAAGGAGCGCUCAAAAUCGGGACCGAAUCGGGCCAACUUGGGCGGUUGGGAAGCAGCUAUCAAUAAUGCAAAGGUGGCUCUUGACAUGUGUCGAAGAGCAGAUCAACAUCGCGCAGCGAGUGAAUGGGAAUCAUGCAGUUCGAAAGCGGAGAGUGGUAUGCGAAUGCUAGAAGCAAGUGUGAUUGCGGUGCCAAGAGCCAGGCCGCGUAGCAUUCCCGACGAGCUUGCAAAGUAUGAAGCGAUGUUCGAUCAGUUUUAGAGUUUUAGGACUACUUGUUCAAUAGCGUUGCCAACAUCAUUCGAGUGUCAUUCAAAACAGUGAAGAAUCCCAUUGUUCCCAAUACCGACUUGUGCGUACGCCCAGAACUCGGCAUUCAUUCACCUCCUCAGUCGCCCCCUCGCGUCUAAUCAUGCUUUAGCUCCAAUUACCGCUAUUCCACCCUUCAACUCCCCCAAUGCAAUGGUUUCUCUACCGCGUUUUCCCGGCAUUCUUGACAGCUCCCAUAUGACCGUCCCUCAUGACACCCCAAUGUAUAUUACGUAUGUCAAAUCUAUCUUUGACUUUGUU